UUCGCCCUUCGUGUAUUUCCGCUCUGCGUCGCCAUCUGCUUUCUCGUCCUUCUCCAAUCUCCGUGUUGUUGUUCCCGGUGACGCGGCGGAGGUGUAGCCUGACGCGGGCUCUUACGUGUCGGCCAGAAUAAAAGUGGAGCUCCGGAGGCCCGGGAGUGACGAGGGGAGUCUGUAUCGCUUAGUCGAUGAAGAUGGAGUCAGCAGAGGCUCAGCAGGAGAUUGCUGUGAUUGAGACUGAAAACCAGCACAUCACCUCGGCACAGAUCGCAACUCUGGCACAGGUAACCAUGGCAACAGGCCACGCCUCCGUAACAGGUCCCACGGUAACGCUGGUCCAGCUUCCCAACGGACAGACUGUCCAGGUCCACGGUGUCAUCCAGGCUGCCCAACCCUCUGUCAUCCAGUCCCCACAGAUCCAAACUGUACAGAUCUCCACUCUAGCAGAAAGUGAGGAUUCACAGGAGUCAGUAGACAGUGUGACCGACUCUCAGAAACGCAGGGAGAUUCUGUCACGACGCCCCUCCUACAGGAAAAUUCUGAAUGACCUUUCAUCCGACGCGCCGGCUGUCCCUCGUAUCGAGGAGGAAAAGGCUGAGGAGGACGCAUGCACUAUGGCUGCCACCCAUGCCAUUACAACUGUUUCUGUCCCCACACCCAUCUACCAGACCAGCAGCGGCCAAUACAUUGCCAUCACACAGGGCGGGGCCAUCCAGCUGGCUAAUAACGGUACAGAUGGAGUCCAGGGCAUUCAAACUCUGACUAUGACCAACGCAGCAGGGGGUGCCCAAGGUGGGGCCACCAUCCUCCAGUAUGCACAGACCAGUGACGGCCAGCAGAUACUGGUUCCCAGUAACCAGGUGAUGGUCCAAGCUGCGUCUGGUGACGUCCAGGCAUAUCAGAUCCGGGCUGCCCCCGCCAGCACCAUCGCCCCUGGGGUGGUCAUGGCCUCUUCACCCGCCCUGCCCACCGGGGGCCCUGUGGAGGUCACUCGCAAACGGGAGGUCCGCCUCAUGAAAAACAGAGAAGCAGCCCGUGAAUGUCGCAGGAAGAAGAAGGAGUAUGUAAAAUGUCUGGAGAACCGAGUGGCCGUCCUGGAGAACCAAAACAAGACGCUAAUUGAAGAACUCAAAGCCCUUAAAGACCUUUACUGCCAUAAAUCUGAGUAGGUCGUCAUCCCGAAAACACCAAACUGGGCCAAGUAGCAUUUCAGUUCCUUUCAAAUACUUUGACUGUUGGAUUCUGCCUGUCUGGCCUUCCAGUUUACACACGGCUGGCUCUUACUGACCAAGUUGCCCUAAUUCAGUUCUGCUUGUAUUAUUAUUUCUUCAGUAGUCUGUCUGCAUUAUAUAUUUAAUAUAGACAACAUUUUGUGGCAAAAACCAACUGACAAUGAACUGUAAUCCAGGUUGAACGAUAAAAUAGUCCAAAGUGCGAAAUUUGAACCACAUUUGAAGACAAUCUCUCAGGCUGAUCUUAAGAUAUCAUGUUAAAGAAAAACAUACUAUGUGUGGCCACUCUUACUUUGACCUUUGGCUACCAAAAUCAAGUGAACUAAUCCUUGAGUCCAAGUGAAUGUUUUUGAAAAAAUGUCAGAGGAUCCUUGAUGGCAUUCAAGAGAUAUCACCUUCACAAGGCAUAUAAAUGUGCUUUGUGAGGUCACUGUGACCUUGACCUGUGACCUUUGACCACCAAAAACGAAUUAGCUCAUCCCGGAGUAUAAGUGAAUAUUUGCAGAAAAGUAAAUUCGGCCAAUUUUCAUCAGCCAACCAAUGAAUCAGUCCUCUAAUCCUUGGGCAAUAAACCUGCCUCUUCACCAAUACAGUCAAGUUCCACCUUUUGUUAAUCCCUGGCAUCUGUGUUCUGUAAAUUGUGCAGAUGUUGCACUGCAUAGUUCUGCAUUUUUAUUCAUGUCAGGUAACCGGUAGUAAAGUGAUGUUUUAGGCUUUCUUAAAAACCAGCAUUUUCUUUGGGUCCUUAGCGAUACCCAAGCCACGUUCGAAGCCUAUUGGGUGACCAGUUGUUGAAAGACGUUUCUCCAUUGAUAGUUAGAUUAUAGUUUAAUUGUUGAAAGGAUAUUAAAACCUGAGAUUUCAUUGGCCUCAUGUGACCAGUAGAGUAUUUGUGUCUUAUAUUGUAUGUAAGCAAUAACGGCCAAUACCUGCUUGAAGCAUCACCGUCGCUGCUAUGGUUACCUGCAGUUUGAUUUUACUCACACUAAGCUGUAGACAUGUUUUUUAGAUGUUGUGAUUUAUGAUUUUACAGAAACCUGCCAAAUAUUCAUAAUUAUCAGUGCUGAGUUCAGUUUUAAAUAGACUUCCAGCCACAACUACAAUCACAAGACGCAGCUUAUAAAAAAGUUAUAAACGUUUAUUUGACUUUGAUAUAAGGACUGUUUGAUACAUUUAAAUUGUGAUUGUUGUGCUACAUGUCAGUGUGUUUAAAAAACUAGUUUAAGUCUCAGUUAGUAUAACAGCUAUAACUUGUAUACCUGUCCGCCCAGACAAGCUCAGUCAGUGGCAGUUAAAGGUUUUUAAUUAAUUGUCUCUACUUGAUCCAUGUCCUGAUCUGAACCAUCCUCUCAAAAAUGUGGCUGCGUGUAUCUUGGACUCUCCAGCUUAUUUGGCACAAACAAGUAAUUUUUUUCAUUGAAACUUUUGAAGAUGCUAACAACUGCCGAUGGUGAGAAAAGUGACUCACAGCAGGCAGUGGUGUGUGUUAGAAAAAAGGAUGUUUUGAAAUGUGACAUAUAUCACAUUUUGGGUUAGGGUUAGGGUGGUCCACAACAGAUGGUUGACAGAGCUGAUAUUAAAAUGAGAUUAUUAGCACGCUGAAGCACAGUUUUAAAAGAAAAAAGAUUAUUGUUUUUACUACCCGGGAUCGUGUUUCGAUUGAUCACCAACUUUCCUGUCAGUUAUGUCAGUUUAAUCAUCCAGAAGGCCAGCAGCACAAGGAAUCAUUUUAUCCAAACAAAAUUAUUUAGGAGUGAGAGUAAAUUAGAAUGCUGGUAAUUUCAAACAUUUGUUGUUCCAGAAAAGCUUUGCAGAACUACUUCCGGGUUUACAUUGAUUGGCUGUACUAACUGCGUUUCUGCGCACAAGAAUUUUCAUAUAAUAUGUGUUUUUAUUUAAUUUUAGUUAACAUUCUUGUGAGUUUGGUUUAAAUAACUGGGGGUUUGUUCCUUACUCACUCUCUGUGUCCCCACACAUCAGCAGUUAACUUUUGAGUAAAGUUUUUUCUCUUUACAAAGGAGCCUGAUGUCUGUAAUAUUUGUUUGUAAAAGAUCCAGGUUGUUAAAAAAUGCACACAUCUUAGUAGUAAUGUAAUUCCAACACUCGGGAAGUAGUUCUAAGAAAAUGUGUCAAACAUCAUGUUGUUGUGUUGCAGUAAAUUGUCGGCGUGUUGUCAAAAAAGGACCACCCCCAUCAAAGUUAUAAAUUGUUUGUAUUGUCUGUUAAACGGUGGUAAAAUAUGGAUGCAACAAGGAGCCAUAUUUUGAUUGAGGUGGACUUCUUUAUGAAAUAUAGGCUACAGGAGUUUAACACUUAUAAUCAAUCCGUUGAAAAGAGAUGGCUUUAGUGGGACUGUGUGUGGUUUUUGAGGAGAUGUGUGUACGUAUUUGUUUGUUUGUUUAUUUUUAUAUUAAUGUAUAUAGUCUCUACAGCAUGUGUAGACCUCAUGUAUUUCUGUUUAUUUGAUAUGGAAAAAAAUGUUCUUAUGGCUUGUAUGAAACAACUUUGAAUAUUUGUAACAUAUGUCACUGUAUAAUAGAGGACAAUGUAUGUGUUUGUAUAUCCACCAGGCCUACCACCAUCAUGGCAGCUAAGUGUUUGAAAAAAAAGGCCUUUGUUGGACUUGUUGAAUAUUUUGGAGUGUUGUACUGUUUCGGAUCAACAGUGUUUUGUUUGUGGAGUUUGUUGAGAGCACUUGGAGUCCACAACUUUUAUCAUCUAAAAUAUGGACAAUUUUCUUUGUUUGAAACCUGCACAGAGGAGCCCCAGUGGCUUCAAGCUCAGCCACGCAUUUGUUUUUAACUGAAAAUGUAUUUCUAUGACCUGAGCAGAAACGGCUCCACAAGUUUCCUUUUUUUUUUUUAUAUCUGCUCAUUCAUCAUAUGAAAGCACAUGUUUUCUUUCCACUGGAUCCAUUCAUAUUUUUAUUUUUUACUGUGCAUUAAUUUUACUACUUACAUGAGAUUCUGACAGUGGUUCCAGUGGUAAGAUGGAUGUCAGUUAACCACUUCUUCACUCAGAUAGUUUUUGAUUAGAAACUAACCUGAAUCAAAGACAAACAAAGAUGUCUGAUGUUUUGAGGUGACAGAUGCCAUUUUGUUACGGAAAAUCUCAAAGUUUUCCUUUUUCCUCAUACACUCAUAGAGUCUUGGUUAUACUUUUAACUUCUAUUCCUGAGUGACAUUAAAGUUGAUUCUUGACAUCGAUAACAAGUGGUUUGACCAAAUAAAUGUAACUCAAGGUUUAUUUUAUUGCUUUUUCUAGAGCUUUCAAGUGCAUCUCAGCAAUUGCAGUUCACUCACUUGUCAAUGCAUGAUAAUAAACGGGUGUGGCUUCAUAUGUUUGUGAGUAAUAAGCCCUGCCUCUAUUCAAAGACGAUCAUCUGAAAGCUCCAGACGUUAGUAAAUGGACCUUGAGAUAAUAAUAAUUAUUUUUGUUUCAAAACCUGAAUUGUCAGCUAAAGGAAAUUUAAGGGCACUACUAGUGGCUCUAACAAUCAUUGUCUUUUUUUGUAAUGUUUUUUUAUUUCUUUUGUCCUUUUUGUUAUUCAGAAAUCAUCAGUUCAUGGUAGCUCUUUUGGUUUUAUUUAUCAAUCAUUUGAAUCAUUUUGAUAUUGUACAGUAUGUACUUUAUGUAGGAUUAUGAGGAUUAAAGGGUUGGCUAAAGAAAUCGCACAGCAUUUAAUACUAGCUGUAAUUGAUGAUCUAUUGACCCACAACACAUUAGCAUGUACUGUGGCUGUACGUGUCAUCCUUCGUCUAUGUAGACUCAACAAUAUGCAGAAGUAAUCUUUUUUUAAUGCAUUUCACUGCAUGAAAUUAAGUCUGACAAACAACACCCUGGACCUCACCGAUUCUACAACUUAUUUAAGUGGAGAGGAAGCAGCAAAUUUGAAACAUGUGCCAUUCCAAUACCUUAUUUAUUGAGAUGAACCCUUUUUUAAAGAAACAAAAACAUAAUUUUCCACAUUUAAUUCACACAUCAAGUGCUGGUGCUGAAACAAAUUCUACUAGUAAUUUUUUCUGUUGAUUUGAUAUAGUGAGCUCAACUUUGUGAUGUGAUGACACAAUAUCUUCAAUCAAAAACAAACAAUGUAUUCAUUUCUGUGCCAGAAUAGUUUAUACCCACGGGUCUAAGAUCUAUGUGCAUGAAAAAAAAAAUGAAAUCAUUGUGUGUAAAGUAUAUAUAUAUAUUAUAUAUAUAAAGAGAGAGAAUUUCUAGAACGCUGAUAACAUUUUUCUAACUUUUAAUGUGACCUGUUUAUAUAAUGCCCCUUUUACAAGUUAAAAUUUAAAUUCCAUGUAUUGUAUAUUAUCGUGUAGAAGCAAGACAACUCGAUGAUGCAUUACAUCCUGUUUGUUUCAACAUUGUUACACGAUCAAACUGAACCAGACCGUUAAUUGAAAGUGCUGUUUCUCUGACAUUACAUCACUCUUUUGUAAACACUUACUAUGUCGCAAUAAACUGCUCUUGAAGAUA
Pleuronectes platessa (European plaice) is the source of this 5708-nucleotide messenger RNA. It is a transcript of the gene creb1b, whose product is annotated as cAMP responsive element binding protein 1b. Bases 186 to 1166 code for a protein of 326 amino acids. Gene Ontology annotation, biological process: regulation of transcription by RNA polymerase II. Gene Ontology annotation, molecular function: protein binding; DNA-binding transcription factor activity, RNA polymerase II-specific; cAMP response element binding. The transcript is spliced from 8 exons. Gene Ontology annotation, cellular component: nucleus; ATF4-CREB1 transcription factor complex. NCBI's taxonomy places the organism in Eukaryota, Metazoa, Chordata, Actinopteri, Pleuronectiformes, Pleuronectidae. The record is from RefSeq and is a predicted model, not a curated record.